Chanos chanos (milkfish) is the source of this 1134-nucleotide messenger RNA. RefSeq names its product actin, alpha cardiac muscle 1-like. The record is from RefSeq and is a predicted model, not a curated record. The transcript has 8 exons. NCBI's taxonomy places the organism in Eukaryota, Metazoa, Chordata, Actinopteri, Gonorynchiformes, Chanidae. Bases 1 to 1134 code for a protein of 377 amino acids.
AUGUGUGACGAGGAAGAGACCACUGCCUUGGUGUGUGAUAACGGCUCUGGGCUGGUAAAGGCUGGGUUCGCCGGUGAUGAUGCCCCCCGGGCUGUCUUCCCUUCUAUUGUGGGUCGUCCUCGUCACCAGGGUGUGAUGGUGGGUAUGGGACAGAAGGACAGCUACGUAGGAGACGAGGCCCAGAGCAAAAGAGGCAUCCUCACCCUCAAGUACCCCAUCGAGCAUGGCAUUAUUACCAACUGGGAUGACAUGGAGAAGAUCUGGCAUCACACAUUCUACAAUGAGCUGCGUGUGGCCCCUGAAGAGCACCCAGUCCUACUGACUGAAGCCCCUCUCAACCCCAAGGCCAACAGGGAAAAGAUGACUCAGAUCAUGUUUGAGACCUUCAACGUCCCAGCAAUGUAUGUGGCCAUUCAGGCUGUCCUCUCCCUGUACGCCUCUGGCCGUACCACUGGUAUCGUGCUGGAUGCUGGCGAUGGUGUAACCCACAAUGUGCCAGUAUAUGAAGGUUACGCUCUUCCUCACGCCAUCAUGAGGUUGGACUUGGCCGGCCGUGACCUGACUGACUACCUCAUGAAGAUUCUCACAGAGAGAGGUUACAGCUUUGUCACCACUGCUGAGCGUGAGAUUGUGAGAGACAUUAAGGAGAAGCUGUGCUAUGUGGCUCUGGACUUUGAGAAUGAAAUGGCCACAGCUGCUUCCUCCUCCUCACUUGAGAAAUCCUAUGAGUUGCCAGAUGGACAGGUCAUCACCAUUGGUAAUGAGAGGUUCCGCUGCCCAGAGACCCUCUUCCAGCCCUCCUUCAUUGGUAUGGAGUCUGCUGGUAUUCAUGAAACCACAUAUAACGGCAUUAUGAAGUGUGACAUUGACAUCCGUAAGGACCUUUACGCGAACAACGUACUCUCAGGUGGCACUACCAUGUACCCAGGUAUCGGUGACCGCAUGCAGAAAGAGAUCACAGCUCUGGCACCAAGCACCAUGAAGAUCAAGAUGAUUGCCCCCCCUGAGAGGAAGUACUCAGUAUGGAUUGGCGGCUCUAUCCUGGCCUCCUUGUCCACCUUCCAACAGAUGUGGAUCAGCAAGGAUGAGUAUGAGGAGGCUGGACCUUCCAUCGUCCACAGAAAGUGUUUCUAA